CGGUCCGGUCCAGACCACGCCUGUGCGGUCUGGUUCGGUCUGGUCUAGUCUAGAUAGACCACACUCAAUGAGAAACGAAUAAUUUGUUUAGUCAACCACACAAAAAAUUGAACCAAUAACCAGGAAAAAUAAUUGUUAUUUGUCUUAAAUCAUUAAUCCUAACAUGCAUGAAUAGUUUUGAUACUCUAAAUCUUAGUACAUAACAAAGAUACAAAGUAAAAACAUCCCAACUUGCACCAUAACGUCAUAAGCAUUAACAUAAUGUCAUAUGGAGACACGAUUAUCUAUACUCUCUGGUUAAAUGUGGUUGUGAAUGAAGGAGGGACGAGAUUCACCAAACUAAGGUUGAGACUUGGGUGUCGUUGUGGGAGUUGGGAGCUAGAGUGGUCGAAUGGGCUGUUAACACGUAUUGACAAGUAGUUGGGUCCACGGUUUGGUCCGGUAAACCGCGGUCUAGACCAGACCAGACCAAGAGAUCAAAACAUAAAAUAAUACAGACCAUGGACCAGACCAUACUUAACACUCUACGGUCCGGACCAAACUGUGCGGUACGGUUUGGACCACAAUUUUUCUAACAGUUUGGUCUAUUUUCCAAGCCCUAAGUCCUCCUCCUCCCCGGUGGCCACAAGUAAAGUUUGCAGGCAUGGCCAUUGACCUGACCAUAUCCAUGCAUGCAAGUCAACUUAUCUAGUCAAUAACUAAAACGUUUGUCCGGAAAUAAAACAAAAAAGGAAUUCCGCUGCCGGGACUCGAACCGGGAGUUCCCUUUUGAGGAACGAUUGGUUUGUAUUAAUCAAUUUUUACCAGCUACAGCGGAUUGUUGAUGAAAAUUUGCAAUCAAUGACUAAUAUAAAUUUUUAAGCAGUAAUAAAUGUUUUUGGGUUUCAAGUAACAAUUUUUUCGCUUUUAUUAUUCACAACAAUUAUCAUCUCAUAAAUCUAAAAUAUGAAUUCCGCUCAGCAGAGUAAAUUUUGUUUUUUUUUCUAGUUUAUUUUCGUUGAUUUCCGAGCACAUCAUCAUGAUGAAAAGGGAGAAUAGCAGUUAUCCAAAAAAAGGGAGUAUAUCAACAUUUUUUUUUUGCAAAAAUAAUAAAGUAAAAUAAAACUUUAUUACCAAUUAUAAAGCAAAUAGCCAUUAAAAAUUUUAAAAGUAUUAUUUGUAAUUGUAAUUUGGAUUAAGAAAUACAAUAGUCACUUUCAUUUUAAACAAAGUAACAACCAAACCUUUCAAAAAAAAAUGAUAGUAAAAUUGUUAAAUUUCCAUCCAGUCAUGUAAGCUUCAGUUGACUCAGUUGAAGUGACAAAUUAUGCUGAUGUGCACGAUGAUAUGGAUAUUGCAUUUUGACAUGUCAGCAAAAAUAUAGAACCAAAACAAUUUGAAAACCAAUUCCUUUUAUCUAAUUCAAAAUAAUAGCCAUAUAUUUUAUUUUUGUGCAGAAUAAUAUCAAAAGAUUUUUGAAGUACAACUUAAUACCCAUUUUUCUGCUAAAUUUAGCAUUCGGAGUUAACAAAAUCAACACAAGUCCAACUAUUUCGAUACCUCAACACAAAAUCAAAUAAAACAUUUUUUUUAUUUAAUUUACACUAUAGGUCCAAAAUCUAGGAUUCAUAAAAAAAAACCAACCUAUGUAAAAUUUUUCUUUGAAAUUCUACUUUUAAUCCUUUCUAAGUCUCGUACCAUUAAUCUCUCUCUACAUUUUUAUCGUCUAUUCCUACUACCCGACACCGAAAACCAGUCAUAUUCCGAUUGCAUUCAAUAUUUAAAUUAUUCGAAAUUCGAAACACUUAUUAAAUCAAAUCCGACAUGUGGAUAUUCAUAUCACUCCUCAUGAUAACCAAAUUUUUUUUUGGAUAAGAUUGGUACGAAACUUGAGUCACCUUUAUUUAAUUGUGGAUGCCCAUGACUAUUUCAACAAGGUACGUAUCAGCAUCGCAGUAGUACAAAUAACUAUACCUACGUCCAUGGUUUUUCUUCAACCUAGAAGACAAGUCCAUGGUAUUUAUUAAUUGGCGGUUCCUGCAGCCUGCAGGUUGAUCCAUCCAGUUCCAGCCCCUUAGAGAAGGCAUUAUAAACCCACAGAAACGGAUCAGAAGGUGGAAAAGGUGGCCGGCGGCUGGAAUCCGAUGGCUCAACUCAAACCAAAAAAAAAUUAUACAUAUUACUAUAUUGUCUCUGAAACUAACGAAAAGAAAGAAGAAAACAACAACAACAAACCAACUCCAAAUUCGAAGGGAUAAGGCUCCUGCAGUUAGCUACUGUGCAUAGAAAGACGAGAAACCUUAUCCUCGACAACAUCAACAUCAUUAACCCAACCUUAUCAUUAGUUGUUUUUUUUUUCUCUUCCAAAAUACCAUAUGAAAAGUUAUAAUUGGUUAAGGCUACAUACUAUUUUGUUUUUAAUGAUUAAUGCUACAUAGUACAUACUAUGGCAAAAAAGAAUCCUAUGGCAAAACAGGAAAAUGUUAAAUCAUAUAAUCAUAAUUUGUGAAAUCGUACCAGAUUUAUUGUUACGUAGUGAUACAAUCGUGAUUUGAUCAAUAAUGAUAUUAAAUAAUUAAUAAAUAUAUGUACAAUCGUACCAGAUUUAUUGUUAUACAAUCGUGAUUUGAUCAGUACUAACAUUAAACAUUUGAUCACAAUAUAUUGAUAUACUAUCAACAGAAAUCAACAAAAAAAUGUUCGAUAACAUCGGAUAAAUAGUUUCGUCGGUAAAAUAGUUGUAUGUAUAUCAGAUGAUUUGAUCACCAAUACAAUAAAAUACAAGUAUCUAUAUAUCCAUUAUACAUAAAAAAAAAUUAUUAUCAAUCUGAUAUAGGCAUUUUUUUUGUCUUGAUUUGGUAUGGUGGUAAUAGUAUAAAUCAGAAGACAAGUAUAAAUAUUAGUUUAAUUCAAUGGAAGAAAUGUAAAAAAUGCAAUAAAAAAUAUAAAUUAGCAUUAUCCAUAUACAUAGUUGGCCAAAUUGGGCUAAAAUUCUAUCAGAAAAAAUUGUAAUUGAAGUGUUACCAAUUUUGAUGACAUCCACUACUAUCACUUUUCACCAUCCUUGAUCCUUUUCCAUUCCCAUUAUUACUCCCCUAUACAACCUUAUAAAUAGCCCAAAAAUGUCCACUUCUUACUUCUCCCUUUCACACUUCCCCCUACCAACCCACCAAAACAACCAUCAUUUUUCACUUUUGGCCUUAAAUUUACCACAAACACACAGUCAUGUUGGCCAUAUUCCACAAAGCCUGCGCCCACCCGCCGGAGGAACUCAACUCCCCGUCGUCGAUCAAAAAUAAGGCCAAGAAGCUGCCGGAGGAGACGCUGACCGACUUCCUCUCCCGCAACCCGCACAACUCCUCCUCCAUCUCCUUCGGCAAGUCGGCCGCCGCACUCGCCUACGUCCGGCCCGACAGCGUCCUGUCCCUCCGCCAGCAGCGGCUGUUCUGCGGCGUCGACGACAUCUACUGCCUCUUCCUCGGAAGCUUGAACAACCUGUGCAGCCUCAACCGCCAGUACGGACUCGCCAGCAAGUGCAGCAACGAGGCCAUGCUCGUCAUCGAGGCCUACCGCACCCUCCGCGACCGUGGGCCUUACCCCGCCGACCAGGUCGUCAAGGAUCUCGACGGCACCUUCGCCUUCGUCAUCUACGACAGCAAAAACGGCACCGUCUUCGUCGCCCUGGGCUCGGACGGCGGGGUGAAGCUGUACUGGGGAAUCGCGGCGGACGGGUCGGUCGUUAUCUGCGACGACUUGGAGGUGAUCAAAGCCGGGUGCGCGAAGUCGUUCGCGCCGUUCCCGUCGGGGUUCAUGUUCCACAGCGAAGGCGGGCUGAUGAGCUUCGAGCAUCCGAUGCACAAGGUAAGGGCGAUGCCGAGGACGGACAGCGAAGGAGUGCUGUGCGGUGCCACUUUCAAAGUGGAUUUGUAUCAGCGGAUCAACAGCCUGCCCAGAAACGGCAGUGCCGCUAAUUGGACCGAAUGGGACUCCCACUCCUGAUAAUUGAGAUCAGACCGCCGCUUCCCCGAUUCCCGCCGCUUGCCUCCAAUAAUUGAUUUCCUCGGCUGCUUGUGCUGUCUUUUACCUUUCUCCUGAUAAUAAAUUGGUUUUGGCCUGUGACGUGUGAAUAUUGACAAACCGAUUUGUGAAAUUACUGAUGAGAAGUUUUGUUUUAUCUUUGGUAGAUUAUGUGCUCUUUUCAAAGAUGUGCUAAUGGAUUGGUUCAUCAAUAUAUGAUGGUGGCAAUUUGAAUCGGUUCGUCGAGUACUAUUGAUUCGUAAUAUCUUGAAUAAGGGUGGGCAAUGGGUUGGUUAAUAUGGAUCACUUUGGACGUACCGAUGUUUGCGGACCACUCCGAAUCGAAUAUAAUGUUCAUGGUUUC
Molecule: messenger RNA, 4360 nt
Organism: Linum trigynum
Lineage: Eukaryota; Viridiplantae; Streptophyta; Magnoliopsida; Malpighiales; Linaceae
Source: the annotation of a GenBank genome assembly